Necator americanus (New World hookworm) is the source of this 2475-nucleotide messenger RNA. RefSeq lists its product as uncharacterized. Bases 1 to 2475 code for a protein of 824 amino acids. The record is from RefSeq and is a predicted model, not a curated record. NCBI's taxonomy places the organism in Eukaryota, Metazoa, Nematoda, Chromadorea, Rhabditida, Ancylostomatidae. Gene Ontology annotation, cellular component: exocyst; membrane. The transcript has 23 exons. Gene Ontology annotation, biological process: Golgi to plasma membrane transport; intracellular protein transport; exocytosis.
AUGGAUGGCUCGUCGGUGGCAAGUACUAAGGAUACUGCUGGCGAAAGCAGUGAUACUGCUUCCACCAGUUACCAGCCAUUCCCGGAAAUGAGUGCCGAACAAGAAUUCUUUCUUUACGAGCUGGAAACUACAGAUUCAGGAAGCAUCGGUUUAGUUUUGAGAGCCAUAUAUGAUUGCGGCGAUGUACGUAAGUUUAGUCGCGCACUCGAGCAUAGAAUUCACCAAUACGAUAGAAACAUCCAAAAGGUGUGCGCCUUCCAUUAUCAAGGGUUUGUGGACUCUAUGAAAGAGCUCAUGUUACUUAAAGAGCGUUGUACUGAAAUAAAGUACGAUGCUGUCACCAUUAGUUCACAAAUCCAAGCUGCGAGCGAAGAUAUUUCGAAGAAGAGCGAAGAAAUAGUCAAAUAUAGGAAACUGGUGAAGAAUGCGUCCACCGCUAUUGAUCAGAUAUCAGUGUGCCUACCAGUCUUGGAGAACUAUGCAAAGUUACAGGAGCUUAUGCAACUGAAAAAGUAUUACCAAGCUUUGAAAGUUCUGGAAGAAUUGGAACAUACUCAUCUUGCCCUUGUCGAGAAAUAUCGAUUCACACAAAUACUGGCCAAAACAAUGGCUCCUGUCCGAAAUGAAAUAAAAGCAAAGGCGUACUCGGAAUUCAAGGAUUUUCUGGAAAAUGUCAAAAAGGUCGCUUGCAGGAUUGGACGACACGCUAGCAGAUGCACUGCGGAACAACACUCGUUUGGAGUCAGUGAAACUGAGAGAGCUCGAAGGUUACAGCAAGAAGCAAAACAAAAGCUGGUUGAUGUUGAGAUUGCCGUGUCGGCUGAUGGAAGACUUGUGAGAAAAAAUACAUCAAAUGGUGCUGCAGUUGUGGAGCAUGCAGAUAGUUUGGAGGAUGACGAGAAAGUGUCAGCUCAAGAUCUAAUUGACUUCACUCCUGUCCACAGAUGCUGUCAAAUUUUCAACGUACUCGGUGCUAAGGAAGAGUUCGACAUGUUUUAUCGACAACAGAGGAAGGACCAAUGCGAUCUCGUGAUCGAACCACCUUCGAAGAUGAACUCUCUGAAACACUAUGUGGACUAUCUGGACGAAAUCAUUGGUUUCUUUGUUGUUGAAGAUCAUAUAAUUAUCACUGAACCAGCGCUGGUCCCGUCAUCACACAAAGAUCAACUUUGGGAAAGUGCGCUAAAGAAGAUCGUGUACACGAUGAAUACUCGUUUUGGAGGUUGUCCUGAUGUGGAGAUGAUGUUGCGGAUGAAGAAAGUCAUUCUUUUGUUUGCUCUGACUAUGAAGUCUUACGGUUAUGGGAUCGCGCCGUUAUAUUCUCUUCUACAGAAUUUCAGAGAUCAAUAUAACGAAAUCUUAAUGAGUGAGUAUUGUGCACAGUUCGAAAGGGAUCUUGAAAAGGAUAACUAUGCUCCAAUUGUCGUGGAGAACGAUCAACAAUUCAAGGCUAUUAUAAAAGAGUUUCCAUUCUACAAAAGGAGCAUGGAGCAGGAGCCAUUUCCUCGAAAGUUCCCAUACUCACAUUUUGUCGUUUCUGCUUAUUCGAAAGCGAAAUUGUAUUUACAAGGAUGCCUGAAAUUCAUGGAACAUCUUCAGUUGACACAAUCUGAAAUGGAUGAUACCGUGAGGAGGUAUGCGAAUGUUUUACUAUCUCGUUGGUCCGGUAGCCUGAAGUCCUUUGUGGAGAAAAAGUUAUCAUUAGUUCAGUUGGUGCAAAUCACAGUUAACAUCGGCUACCUCGAGAAAUCUUGCGAAUCACUUGGUGUCUAUAUCACGAAAUUGACGAGCGGAAACGAUCUCAAUGUAUCAAUGACCGCUCAUCAGUUAUCACUUACCGAACGGGUGUUUCGUGAUGCUAGGAGUGAGGUAGAGCAACAGAUAGAAGUCUGCAUACGGGAUAAAGUGGAUGCUUUCAUAGAAUUGGCGCAAUAUGAUUGGGAGCUACCAGCGUCUUCAGGACAUGCAUCUGAAUAUAUCAGCGAUCUAAUCAAUUAUCUCUCAACAACAUUCCUUUCCUUCACGAACCUUCCUUCAGUUUUGGCUCGACAUGUUUGUAUGCAAACGUGCAAACAUCUGUCAACAAGACUGUCUGAUGUACUACUAUCACCUGACGUUCGAGCAAUCUCUGUGGGUGCUCUGGAACAAUUCAGCUUGGACGUCAUGCAGUGUGAGAUGUUUACAGCACGAUGCCCUGUGCCAGGCUUCGAUCACAAUACUCUCCCGAUGACGUUCGCUCAUCUGAGGCAGUUGUUAGAGCUGGUGAUGAGUAAUGACUGGACAUCGUACUUGGCUGAAUAUGGGCAAGAGAAUGGUACUUAUGUGCGCGUGAGCCCCUCUACAGCUACCCAACUACUGGAAAAAAUGAUCGAGUAUGAAAAGAAAAGUUCUGGAUUCUUUGCCAUCAACAAAGGAGAUCGCAAGAAGUUACUAGAUACAAUUAUACGACAGUUGCGUGCUUUAUCAGCACAAUAG